CAUCAUAUGCACAACCAUUCACCGUCAUCUUCGGUUCAACCAUCAUCCCCUGUGGCACCGUCAUUUGGAGAGCAAGCCGAAGAAUUUGAUGCACCCAUAGAAGAUUCCAAUGGUAGGAAGGAGGAUGAUGAUUGUACUACAUCGUUUGAGCCUAUCGUACCUGGAGGACCCUAUGUGGAGGAUUCCUGGGCUUUGGUGCCAUAUCGGCCUUUGCAUUUCGGGUGGGAUAUCGGUGCUUUUGCUGACAGUCCACAUCAUGACCAAUCAGCUGAGAUUGAGGUGGAAGAUUGGACCCAUAACGUUGGUGAUACAAGCCGAUUCAGUAGAGUUUACCACCAGUCACAUCACGUCAUUUCUCCUUACACCGACCCGUGUAAAAAGAAGGUCAAAUUUAAUCUUAAUCGACAUAUUGAUGCAUCGAAGGAGAGGGCGUUCGAUGAGUGGUAUAGGGUGGCACCGAAGGAAGCAACCGUGUGUACAUCUUAUAUGACGGUGGGAAAGAAAUUUUUUGCUGAGCUACUUACCUCUGAAGGAUGGUUGAAUUCCGAUCAUAUUGACACUAUUUUGUAUUUCAUAUGAAAAAGGCGGUUUGAGAAGGAGAAGAUGUUCACCCACACCUGUGCCAUAUUAGACGUGUUAUUUUGGGUUAUAUGAUGGGAUGUUACUGCGUUGCUUAAUGUUAUAUUGAUGAUAUUUUAUAUUGUAUAUAUUUCAUUAUUUGGCAGUCAUCCAUCAAAGGGCGUUAUCCUAUAUGAAGGGCAUCUUGUAGCACAUAUUCAUGUGAUGCGACCCUUUGUAGCUAUGUGCGUGGGAAGUCACCCAAACCUAGCGUGCCGUGGCGGAUAUGUGAUUAUGUGUACAUCCCUGUCAACAAUGGAGGCGUGCAUUGGUUGGCAGCAUGUGUGGACUUGAAGGCCCGACAUAUUGAUUUAUACGAUCCAAAUAUGGGAAAUAAAUAUGUCAAGAAUAAAGAGUUGAACAAUGCGGAAUGCCUUACGUAUAUGCUGCCUUACCUAUUGAGGGAUGGGCGAUAUUACGAGAAGAAUCCGGACGUGCCUCCCACUUUAGAUCCAUUCACGAUGACCAUGAUCAAAGAUGCACCCU
Molecule: messenger RNA, 1104 nt
Organism: Ziziphus jujuba (common jujube)
Lineage: Eukaryota; Viridiplantae; Streptophyta; Magnoliopsida; Rosales; Rhamnaceae
Exons: 3
Coding region: 7-579 (190 amino acids)
Source: RefSeq, a predicted model, not a curated record